Molecule: messenger RNA, 1833 nt
Organism: Magallana angulata
Lineage: Eukaryota; Metazoa; Mollusca; Bivalvia; Ostreida; Ostreidae
Exons: 3
Coding region: 337-765 (142 amino acids)
Source: RefSeq, a predicted model, not a curated record
UUUAACUUUUAUUUUUGCUAAUGGCCACAUUUUUACAUGAAAGCAAGCAAAACAAAAUUAAAAAAUCAAGGCUGAAUUUUUACUACCAUUCCGAAUUAUGACGAACAUUUAAGCUUUGAUAAAAGUAAAUUAGAUAGGAAUAUUUUUGGAUCCGCGCCCCACGAUAACAAAUGCUAUUAUGUGUCAACGUCAGACAACCGAUGGAUACACAUUUCGUUUAGCCACCAGCUGUUGCGCUCACACCAGAGCUAAAUAGCGCCAAUUAUAACAACCUGCUACGCAGUGCAUCGUAUAAAUCUCAAUCCUCUAUAUAGCUGUGUAAGACCAUCCCAGAAUAUGUGUAGCUUCUUAUCCAUAGGAUGUUUUUGUUUAACAUUAACAACGACAGUCAAGGAGGCAUGCUGUCAAAUGAGUGGUAAUGAUUUAGAAGGUCACCUAUCCUCCCCGAAAUACGUCACACCAUAUCUUGAAGAAGUAAAGGAAUCCUUCAUUAUGGCCGUAGAAAGCACGUGUCUUCUAAUCGCCGGUGUCUUAAUGCUGAUCACCAUCAUCAUUCUAAUAAUAGGAACCGUCAUAGUCUCGUUCUGUUCUCGCGACGAAGAGAUCGACUAUCACAUGAUUCCGCAGGGCGACUGGCACCCGGAACACCUCGACUAUGAUAGUAUCAUUGACCUUUUACAAAGCAUUCAAAAGAGCAAGAAGUUUCAGGACUUGCAAGACUUUUUGGCGCAAGGAAAACAUUUAGUACAUUUAAACGACAGGUGAGAAGAAACCGAGUGAAGCUGUUUCCUUUUCUUUGCAUUUGAUACAAAGAAGGAAAAAUCAAAGGAUAACAUGGCAAUAUGGCGCCGAUAUUCCAAACCUCUCAGGGCUUGACUUUUCUAUUGUUUUACGCCAAGGACUAGCAAAGUUUAAAUUUUUUUUUGUAUAUUGUGAUAUUUCUGUGCAAAUCCGUUACAUUUGACGCAAUUUGACACUAUUCGCUAUUUGGGGUUUCUGUCUAGUUUGGGUGCACAUGUACCUCUAGUUGCAUCUACUAGAUGAAUUCAUUGGAUUCAGGAAAAUGUGUCGUGCGAUUUAGUGAACAGACACAUUUGUCACUCUUACAUUCAAAAGCGAAAUCCAUUUCCUUUACGGGCAGUUGUGAUAUUGUGAAGUUAUUUGGCGGGAAAUUUGAAUGAAAAUGAUAAUUACCCGAAUGAUCAUUACUUUUCUUCCGAAGAAAACCAAGAGGUUACGAUUGGUGGCGUGUGGUGCUAUACAUGUAUAAUUUCUGUUGCAUUAUUGCAACAUCUCUCUGCUCAUGUAUUGAUUUUUUUUCGCAUAUAUUUUGAAUUAUGGAAAAACCCAUGUUGUGUAACAGAACUUAAAAAAUGCCCGCAUGUAUUGAUCUAUGUAUUCAUGUGCAUUUUUUACGAAGUUCACUAAUAUAUCCGAUAACAUAUUCCAUUCCUGUGCAAGUUUCAAGCAUAUUCGGCUCUGACAGAUAUAUAUCGUGAUACUUGUAUAUGCACGGAAAUGCACGUGAUUUAACGUUUGGUGUACUAGAAACUUGAACGUAGAGUUCUGUAAUUUUUUGGCAUACGCCGAAUCUAUUGGGAAAAAAAUGUUGUACUCUUUUCAAUGAGAUAUAGAUUAGGUCAAUUGAUUUGAGCAGAAUUUUUUUUUAAUAAUUAUUCUUUUGAUAUACAUUUAUAUACAUUGUCCUAUAUUUAUUACGGUAACCUGUUAUUUGUUGAAAAUUGAAAUAAAUAAAAACCAUGUCCAUUAUACAUGCUAUAAAGACGUUACAUGAAAAAAAAAAAAUAAUUGUUGAAAUUGUUUCAUAGAGUU